Messenger RNA from Peronospora matthiolae, 120 nucleotides. Lineage: Eukaryota; Oomycota; Peronosporomycetes; Peronosporales; Peronosporaceae. The record is from the annotation of a GenBank genome assembly.
AUGAUUUUGCAUGCCAGUGCACUGAGUGCGUAUGUCAAAAGCGUUUGUGUUGACAGUGGCAACACACAAUUUGCAAUCAAAGCUGCGCCAUCGAUUGAUUUGCGCCGCGUCAAGUCUUGA